Messenger RNA from Trachymyrmex septentrionalis, 940 nucleotides. RefSeq lists its product as uncharacterized. The coding region runs from base 424 to 840 and encodes 138 amino acids. The transcript is spliced from 5 exons. The record is from RefSeq and is a predicted model, not a curated record. NCBI's taxonomy places the organism in Eukaryota, Metazoa, Arthropoda, Insecta, Hymenoptera, Formicidae.
UUUAAAUGCAAAUCAAUUUUUCUUUAACGCGGAAUCAAAACUUUGUCGAUUAUAUUUAAGAAAAUCGCAGACUAUCAGUAGACUUAAACUAUCAGAAAUUCCAUGGAGAAUGUCUCAAACUUUUAUACCAAAGUAGUGUAACAUAUUUAUUUACAAAGAUGCUAACACACGAAGCAUGACACGUCAAAUUACCGAACGUGUUCGGAGAAGGAUUCAAAAAGGACUCAUUAUUAGUUUCGCGGAAGUUAGUGUGCACACGGAUUAAUGUUCCUGUCUCCAACUAGAACGACGAAGAGAAUACACGAAGUUAUUCAAGCAUGAACAAGGGAAGAUCCGGUGCGACGGCCACCCGGAAAAUUUUCAUAGAGCUCACGUCAUAAGGAUUUCUCGUUUAAUAAGUUUCUAGUUGCAGAACAAAGGAAAAUGUCGGCCGAAGUGAGAGCUGGUCGACCUACCAUGCCAACGAUUCCGCACUCCAAAAGGCCAACGAUUUUGAUAUAUCCGACGGUUACGCCGGAGAGCAUAAUCAUACCCAUCGUAUCCUGCAUUCUGGGAUUUCCGCUGUUAGCGUUAAUGGUAAUUUGCUGUUUACGGAGGAGAGCAAAACUCGCUAGGGAACGGGCUCGGCGAAGAAACUGUGAUUUGGAUCAUGGCGCAUUGAGCCUCGUCCGUUUCAGCCCGGUUCAUCGCCUAGCUGGCAUUGAUCGACCGGCACGUACCGUGUCCUUAAGAGGUGAUAGAGAGUCCCGAGCCUUCUCAUCCCUGGAGUUGGACACCGUCGUCGAGGAGCGUUCAGAUCCUGAGCAGAGCACCGCUCUCGAAUUAAGUAGUCCUGACUAGCAUCCGGCUUUGGCACUGUCGAGGUCUCCACGACCAUCGAAAUCUUUGGCGGUGCCGUUGCCUGUGGAUCAUAGUCCGCUGUGGACAGCUUUGACACACG